CAAAAAAAAUUCUACGUUUACGUAUAAAAUAUGCGUUCGUCGUUAAUUUCGCCAUCAGUUUACUCAGAGAUAUUGCCGAGAGUGAUUGUAUAUGAUAUCAAAGUGCUAAAAAUUUCAAUUUUUUCGAAUUAUUAUCUCACAUAAAAACUCAUACUUUAGAAACAAAGGAAUUGCAAUUGGAACUAAGUUUAAUAAACGGAUCUUAAAAUAAUUUUCCAAAGUGGAUUUCACUCAUAAAGUGCAAGAAAAAUUCGUGUUUGAACAUUUUGUGCAAAGAAUAGGAAGUGAAAGAGCGCUGUGUAAAAGGGAGAGGUGAAAAUCGGUAACGAAAUGCAUUGCGUGAAAAAUCGAUAAAAAUAGAAGUUCUGUUCACGUACUUUUCCAAUAAGAAUUAGCCGUCAAUUUAGCUCAUUUUUUGUUAAGCAUCUGGUCACACUGACUACCGUACAAGCAGGAACAACAAAGUAACGUAUUGUCCAGCAGACCACAACAACGAGCUUAUACUGGGUGAAGGAAUCUGGAAAUAAAAAUUAAACAAAAGCAAACAUACUACUUAUAGAUUCAUACAAAAGCAAGCAUAUAUCUGGAAAUAUAGUGCCACUACACUUGAAGAACUUCAGUUAAAUAAGCGCGCUCAAAGCGUGUCAGAGCAAAGGUAGACAUUUUUAAAAGAGAAUUGCGUGAGGAAAAAAAGAAGCAAAAAACAGCUGAUCAGUGCAAAGCCAAAAGGGAGAAGGAGGAGAAACGCUUCUCCACGGAGCGACCGGCAGCAGAGAACGCAAAGUGUAUCGAAAGAGCAAAAAGUUGCAGCUGUUCAAUCAGCCGUAAAAAUAAACGAAAGCGCAAAACGUCAAGGAAAGAAAAAGUGUUAAAUUUGAAAAAUAAAUAAACAAAGGUAAAAUCAAAAUCAGUGGAUGUAAGAAACAGGAAAAUCUUAAAGAUUAUAAAAAAAGUUAAUAAAACCAAAAUAAUAAAAUAAAUGUAAUAAAUGUUAACAUUAAAAUAAAUGUGCGAGAAAAAGUGCCAAAUACACACAGAAAAAUAACUUGAAGAGACAUUCCACUGUCUUUGGGUCUUACAGAUAAGUGGAUCAAUAGUUAUAAGAAAUAGUAUUAUAAAUACUGCAAAUUGUUGUUCAGAACAACUAAAAAGGGGGAAAAAUAUUAAUAGCCACCAAAUUAACAAUACUAAGUACCUAAAUUUCUAAUAAUUCACAAGGCCUACAAAGUAGUAUGGGCACAGAAACAAAAUUCAAUUGCUACAAGGAGAACACCACAGCAACGACUGGCAGUGUUUUACAUCCGAAAGUAGCGCUCAAUGGUAGGUCGUCGGCAACAGCAAUAGGAGCCGGUGUUGGUGUUGGUAUUGUUGGCGCUAGCGGUGUUGAUCAAAAGUUGCAUACCUCAAAUGGCGCUUUGAACGGUGCAUUGAACUGUAAGCAACAGCAAAACGCUAGUUCGAACGGCACCAACGGCAGUGAGGCAAUUGUGACUCCAGUUUUUGUACCCAUUCACAUUGGCGAGGACGUUAUCAGCGGUGCCAAAGAGAUACUCAAAGUUAUACGACCACACUGGAAACUCAGUCAUGUGCAAUUUAAGAAAUUCACUGACGGUAUCACAAACAAGCUUAUCGGCUGCUUCUACAAUCCUCCACUCCCCACAACAACCCACAACAAUGGCAAUGACAUUGAAAAUGGCAGCUCAAAUGACAACAACAAUCCCAUCUCGACGUCCACGGCAUCAGCGUCUUUGGUCGACGACAACAACGACUCGGGCAAUAGCGAUACGGACACAGUGGAUUCAGAGGUGACCACAUCGAGUACGUGUGAAUCGGGUACCCAUAAUACCAACAAAAUCAACACAAAAGCUAAAAGCUUCAACAACAGCCCGAGCACUGAAAGCAACGUGGCAUUGGUACGUGUCUAUGGUAACAAAACGGACCUGCUGAUCGAUCGUAAAGCCGAGACACGCAACAUACUGUUGUUGCACACGUACGGUUUCGCACCUACACUAUUUGCAACAUUCAAGAAUGGACUAGUUUACGAUUUUAUACCUGGUGUAACGCUGAAGCCGACGAGUGUAUUGGAACCAAAUAUUUGGCGUUUGGUGGCAACUCGCAUAGCCGAAAUGCAUCGUCGUAUAACAAUCAAAGAAAUGCCAGCUGAUAUCAGUGGGGAUGGUGGUGCUGAUGGUGCUGGUGCUGAUAAGCCGCUCGUGCCAAUGUUAUGGUCUAAGGUGCAGAGUUUCUUUGAUUUGGUACCUGAUUGUUUCAGUGAUGCUGAAAAACACAAAAGAGUUGAGGAAACUUUCUUGCCCAUAAAACGUUUACGCGAUGAGUUCAACGCGCUAUACAGGCAUCUCGAACGCCUGAACAGCCCAGUGGUAUUCUCCCACAACGAUCUGUUGCUGGGCAAUAUUGUCUACUUGGAAUCGAAGCAGUGUGUAAAUUUCAUUGACUAUGAGUAUGCCGAUUACAACUUUCAGGCAUUCGAUAUUGGAAAUCAUUUCUGUGAAUUCGCCGGUGUUGACGAAGUGGACUUCUCACGCUAUCCGAAGCGUGAAUUUCAGCUUGACUGGCUGCGCGUCUACCUGCAGGAAUAUCUGCAACAUUCACACAUCACCGACGCCGAAGUGGAACGCCUGUACUUGCAGGUGAACCAUUUCGCGUUGGCCGCGCACAUGCUUUGGACCGUUUGGUCGCUCAUACAGGCAGAGCAUUCCACUAUUGAUUUUGACUAUGUCGAUUAUGCUCACGUACGCUACGAGGAGUACCAAAAACGUAAAUCCAUAUUGGCAUUAGACUUCACCCGAGUAGAAGACACCGCUGCAGAGACGAGUUAAGACCAGCACAGCAGCGCCUCAUACCGCACCACGCUCAUUUCGAUAUGUCCAGUAACAAAAAAAAAAAGCAUACGUCUUUAACUCACCCGCCUGACUGGCUGCGAUGUCAGUGAUGUGUGCCCGAAAUGCAAUACAAUCUUUAAGUCAAAACCUGCGCCGCAAAAUAAAGAAACGGCUAAUUGGACUACAUACAGGUGUUGGGCUCCAUCGAAUACAAACAUACACAGAAACAUAUAAAGGGGAAAAAUUACACUAGUAAUUUGAAGUGAGCGCUUCUUGAAUGUGUUAGUGAAAGAAGUGUGAAUACGUAAACGACAUUAAAAAAUGAAUUUUUAAUUUUGCAAAUAGCAUUCCGAAAGCAUUAAUUAUUUAAAUCACGAUUUUUAUGUAAUAUACUUAAAUUGUAUUUAUAAAGUAUGUUAAAAAAUAUUCAAAAAAGAAGAACCAAAAAAAGGAAACUGCAAAUGAUGAUGAAAAUGUUGAUAAUGUAUUGUGAUUUGUUUUAAAUAUACUUUUUUUAAUUUAGGAAACCAUUAUUUCUAUUUUUAACCCCAAUUUCCUUAUUUUACUGCAGUUCUUAAUGAAGCUGCUGAAUAAAAAUUCUUAUUCUCUAACCUUAUUUUCUUCCUUAAGGGGCAGGUGUGUGAUAAUAGGGUGUAGAUUUUAAUUACAUGCAUAAAAUAAAUACUUUUAGUCCUUAUUUUCUAGCAUUUCACAAAAAUUACAAUUAAUUUCACGUAUUUGUGCCGCAAGGGGUGGCUCUCAUAAUUGCACGAAAGUGGAUGCUGUUAUUGAGUAUUCGUUAAA
This is a messenger RNA of Anastrepha obliqua, 3647 nucleotides long. RefSeq names its product ethanolamine kinase (gene eas). Gene Ontology annotation, cellular component: cytoplasm. Gene Ontology annotation, molecular function: ethanolamine kinase activity. The record is from RefSeq and is a predicted model, not a curated record. Gene Ontology annotation, biological process: phosphatidylethanolamine biosynthetic process. The transcript has 5 exons. NCBI's taxonomy places the organism in Eukaryota, Metazoa, Arthropoda, Insecta, Diptera, Tephritidae. Bases 1233 to 2840 code for a protein of 535 amino acids.